AUGAAGCUGAUUCGGGAUGUUCUCGGCCUCGCCGGGAUCGACGUGUCCGUCUUCGAGUUGAUCGAAACUCACCUCUAUAUCAAGGUCGGCAUACUCGUCGUCGCCCUCAGCCUGGGGCUGUCGCUCGUCUUUGCAUCACAGAAGAACCUUCCCAAUGCUGUGGCCGUGUUGCCUACCUCUUCCGACUUUCACCAUGCCAAGCUGGUGCAAAAGGUUCACCUAUCUCACAACACUGCGUUGUAUCGGUUUCAAAUUCCCCACCCCGUCGGACAUAUGCCUGGACUCUCGCCCGAACCCAUCCUCGGUCUGCCUAUCGGGCAACACAUCAGUUUGACUGCUGAGAUCAAUGGAAAAGAGAUUCAACGAAAGUACACGCCUACCACGCUCGACGGAGAGGACCCCGGUCAUUUCCACCUGGUCGUCAAGACUUAUGACCAGGGUAACAUCUCCAAAUAUCUCUCGCUACUUACCCUCGGCCAGACCGUCAAGGUCAAGGGGCCCAGCGGAAGGUUCAAGUACGACAAGAACCUCGCCCCUCAUCUUCUCAUGAUCGCUGGUGGUACCGGUAUCACUCCUAUGUACCAAAUCAUCAAGGCUUCGGUUCAGGAUCCCGAGGACAAGACUCAGCUUCGACUCAUUUACGCCAAUGUCAACCAGGACGACAUCCUCUUGCGGGAUGAACUCAAGGGUCUCGAGCGAAAGGCUGCAGGCCGUCUCAAGGUUCACUAUGUCCUCAACAACCCCCCGGAGAAGUGGACUGGUGGAACUGGUUUCGUCACCAGUGACAUGAUUGAGCAGUACAUGCCUGAAGGUGGGCCCAAGGUCGAAAAGAGCAAGGUCUUGCUAUGCGGACCUCCUCCCAUGAUCGAGGCGAUGAAACGCAACCUUGUUGGCCUCGGUUACCCUGCCCCGAAAGCUCUGUCCAAGCUUGAAGACCAGGUCUUCAACUUUUAG
Filobasidium floriforme is the source of this 954-nucleotide messenger RNA. RefSeq names its product putative NADH-cytochrome b5 reductase 1. NCBI's taxonomy places the organism in Eukaryota, Fungi, Basidiomycota, Tremellomycetes, Filobasidiales, Filobasidiaceae. The record is from RefSeq and is a predicted model, not a curated record. Bases 1 to 954 code for a protein of 317 amino acids. Gene Ontology annotation, molecular function: oxidoreductase activity. The transcript has 7 exons.